This is a messenger RNA of Juglans regia (Persian walnut), 543 nucleotides long. RefSeq lists its product as uncharacterized. Lineage: Eukaryota; Viridiplantae; Streptophyta; Magnoliopsida; Fagales; Juglandaceae. The transcript has a single exon. Bases 1 to 543 code for a protein of 180 amino acids. The record is from RefSeq and is a predicted model, not a curated record. Gene Ontology annotation, molecular function: nucleic acid binding; RNA-DNA hybrid ribonuclease activity.
AUGCCUAAUAAUCAAAUUUCAACUGAAGAUUUCCAGAAAUGGUUACCACCAGGAGAAAAUAGUUUCAAAGCUAAUUGGGAUGCAGCUUGUGAUAUCAAGCAUAGGCAAAUGGGGAUAGAAGUCAUCAUCAGAGAUGAAAAAGGGGAAGUCAUAGCAGCUUACUGUGGAGCAAGAGGUAAUGUGGAUCAACCAGUAAUAGCAGAGGGACUUGCACUCAUAAAAGCCAUGGAACUAUGCAAUGACUUGGGACUCAAUAAAGUGACAUUUGAAGGGGAUUCUCAUAACAUUGUUAAACAUGUAUAUAACCUAGAUGAAGAUCUAUCUUGCUAUGGAAACAUCAUUGAAGACUCAAAGUCAAUUUUUUUCACUUGGUCCAAUUGGACAAUUCAGUAUACACACAGAAACGCAAACACAGUAGCACACAAUUUGGCCAAGGCAGCUAUACAAUCAAAUGUAGAGAAAGUAUGGAUAGAAGAGGCACCAACUUUUAUUUCUUCCUAUUUACAGAAAGAUAAUAAAGGCUUUAUAGACACUGUUCUAUGA